GCACCUGGGUUUGCUCGGGACGAGUUAUCAUUCCGGGGAGCGUUUAAAAAUUGGACUGGUUGGUUGAGAGGGAUUGCACCCACCCAAAAAAAAAGAAACCCAACCAAUACCACCUCCCCCCCCUCCUCCUCAUCCCCAUCCCCAUCCCCACCCGAUGGAGCCCCGCAUUCCACUCAGGAACCUGGAAGACCCCAACGCCUUCGUCCUCCAACCUUUCCUGGACAGCGUUAGCAGCAGCAACAGCAACAGACCCCUGAACAACCCCGCCAUCCUCCCCAUGGACCAGAUGAAAGCCAGCCGCGCCGAGAACCACUACGUGGACAGCCCGAUCGCCCUGCAGCCCGGCCGGCGGCGCAGCCUGGAGCAGCCCGGGGAGCUGGGGCUGCCCGCCUGGACCGCCCGGACCUGGACCACCCGGACCGCCCGACCCGGCUCCAUCGUCAGCAGCGCCAGCGGCUCGUCCGACCAGAGGCUGCUCGACCACCCGUCGCCUUCCCCGGUCGGCGAGCAGGGCUGCCCGCGAGCCUGGCAGCGACCCCAGCUCUCCAAGGGGCACCCACCACCAUCACCACCCAAGGGCACCCCCCACUCGCCGGGGGACGGCAGGCGGGCUCUGCUGUGCGAGUGCUGCGGCAAGUGCAAGUGCGCGCAGUGCGCCUCGCCCAGGACCCUGCCCUCCUGCCUGGUGUGCGGGCAGGUCUGCCUGUGCUCCCCUCAAAGCCUGGUCAACUACGCCACCUGCAUGUGCCUGGUCAAGGGCUUCUUCUACCACUGCGUCAGCGGCGAGGAGGAGGAGGAGGAGAGGGGGGACGGGGACGGCGGCGAGGGCAGGGGGUGUUGCUUGGGUGCCGACAAGCCCUGCUGCUGCACCCCCCGCGCCCGGGCCGGCUGCUGCGCCCGCUGGUGCUGCAUGGGGGCCGUGUCCCUGCUCCUGCCCUGCCUGCUCUGCUACCCGCCGGCCACCGGCUGCGUCAAGCUGUCCCAGAAGCUGUACGACGCGGUCAGCCGGCCGGGCUGCCGCUGCAAGCACUCCAACAGCGUGUACCGCAAGGUCCCGGAGUCCCCCGGCUGCAACGGUGGGGAGAAACCUCCUUGA
This is a messenger RNA of Callorhinchus milii (elephant shark), 1096 nucleotides long. Its product is annotated as protein sprouty homolog 4. Gene Ontology annotation, cellular component: cytosol; membrane. The transcript is spliced from 3 exons. Bases 155 to 1096 code for a protein of 313 amino acids. Lineage: Eukaryota; Metazoa; Chordata; Chondrichthyes; Chimaeriformes; Callorhinchidae. The record is from RefSeq and is a predicted model, not a curated record. Gene Ontology annotation, biological process: negative regulation of fibroblast growth factor receptor signaling pathway; animal organ development; multicellular organism development.